GCAGCCAGCACAGCGGCUGGGCGGCCAGCCGCUGCCUCGGCCGGCGGCACGGCAGGGGGCGCCUCUGGCGGCACCUCGUCACGCGAGCGCCGGAGGGCCCCACGCAAGGGCCCCAAGCUAGUCGAGAGGCCCCUGCGGGCACUCUUCUGCCUCGGACUGGGCAACCCAUUGCGGAAGCUCUGCAUCAGCGUGGUCGAGUGGAAGCCCUUUGAAUAUCUAAUUCUGUUAACAAUUUUCGCCAACUGUGUGGCUUUAGCUGUUUACACUCCCUACCCCAACAGUGAUUCCAACCAAGUGAAUGCCACUCUGGAAAAAGUGGAGUAUAUAUUUCUAGUGAUAUUUACAGCCGAAUGCUUUAUGAAAAUUAUUGCCUACGGCUUCCUGUUACACCCAGGUGCUUACUUACGCAACUCUUGGAAUUUUCUAGAUUUCAUAAUUGUAGUUAUAGGUCUUAUCAGUACAGCCUUAUCGGCAUUUAUGAGAGAAGGUUUUGACGUGAAAGCGUUGCGUGCAUUCCGAGUUUUGAGGCCACUGCGGCUUGUUUCUGGAGUGCCAAGUUUACAAGUUGUUUUGAAUUCCAUUCUGAAAGCCAUGGUGCCUUUGCUUCACAUCGCUCUCCUUGUGGUGUUCGUCAUCAUCAUCUACGCCAUCAUCGGACUCGAGCUGUUCUCAGGAAAACUGCAUCAGACCUGCUACAACAAUGCAACCGGGGAGUUCGCCGAGGAGGAGCCUCACCCGUGCGGGGAGUCGGGCUUUGUGUGCGACGCCAGCAAGGGUCACGUGUGUCGCGGCCCCUGGGAUGGCCCCAACUUCGGCAUCACAAAUUUCGACAAUUUCGGGCUGGCCAUGCUCACCGUGUUCACCUGCGUCACCAACGAAGGAUGGACAGGGGUGCUGUACAACAUAAACGACGCCAUGGGCAACGAAUGGCCGUGGAUAUACUUCAUCAGUCUCAUCAUUCUAGGAUCAUUUUUUGUUCUGAACCUCGUUUUGGGUGUUCUGAGCGGGGAGUUCUCCAAGGAGAGGGAGAAGGCCAAGGCGCGUGGCGACUUCCACAAGCUGCGCGAAAAGCAGCAGAUUGAGGAAGACCUGCGAGGAUACCUCGACUGGAUCACACAAGCUGAUUCUCUCUGGCAACGCUACGUCAGUUGGUGGCUACAAAAUCAUCUUCAGGUUUUAGUGAAGGAUGAUGCCUUCGUCAUCCGCAAGUCUGAGGACUUCUUCCUGAACCUACAAGAGGACUUAGAAGCCGACGACAAGGAGGCCACCGAGGACCGGCUUACCAGUCAAGACACCGACCGGGAGCAACAGCGAGAAGGGGACACGGUGAGCGGCGACGUCGUGGUUCCUUCCUGGUGGACGUCAAAGAGUAAGCAGCUGAGUCGCACGAACAGGAGGCUGCGGCGCGCCUGUCGCAAAGGCGUCAAGUCACAAGCCUUCUACUGGAUUGUCAUCGUCCUUGUGUUUCUGAACACGUUGACACUAGCAUCGGAACACCACACCCAGCCUGCGUGGUUGGACCAUUUUCAAGACGUGGCGAACAUGUUCUUCGUGGUGCUGUUUACACUGGAGAUGCUGCUGAAGCUGUACAGCCUCGGUCUUCAGGGCUACUUCGUGUCGUUGUUCAAUCGAUUCGACUGCUUUGUGGUGAUCAGCUCCAUCUUGGAGACGGUCUUCACCUACACUGACAUCAUGCCUCCGCUGGGAGUCUCCGUGCUUCGCUGCGUGCGUCUGCUGCGAAUAUUCAAGGUCACCAAGUAUUGGGCGUCGCUGCGCAACCUGGUGGCGUCGCUCAUCAACUCGAUGCGGUCGAUCGCCAGCUUGCUGCUGCUGUUAUUCCUGUUCAUCGUGAUAUUCGCGCUGCUCGGCAUGCAGGUGUUUGGAGGGAGAUUCAACCGUCCCACUGAAGACAAGCCGCGAAGCAACUUCGACACCUUCUGGCAGGCUCUGCUCACCGUCUUCCAGAUCCUGACCGGUGAGGACUGGAACGUGGUGAUGUACGAUGGCAUCAAAGCCUUCGGUGGUGUCGGAUCAUUCGGUGGAGUGGCCUGCAUCUAUUUCAUCAUUCUUUUCAUUUGCGGCAACUACAUAUUGCUCAACGUGUUCUUGGCCAUUGCGGUAGACAACCUGGCUGAUGCUGAAAGCCUCACUGCCAUAGAAAAGGAGGAAGAGGAAGAGGAGGAAGACGCUGAAGAGGACGAGGAAGAGAGGUGCAAGCGCCUCCGCCAGGAGCGGAAGCGGCGCCUGAGGCGGCGGCGUAGGCGGCGGCGCAUGCGCAAGCGGCGUCAGCAGCAGCGGGACGUCGAGCAGAACGGUGGUGGGGCCAGUCAGGACGAGGCAGCGAACGAGGCCAGGGCCAACAACAACGGCGGACACUCGGACAAGGCCGACGUCCUGGCCAGCCACAUGAACCAUGCGCCGCUCAUCAAGAUAUCUAAGGAAAAACAAGAGAAGACACAAGUACAAAUUACUGUAGAAGACACAAGUGCUGAUGAUGGGAGCGUGAAACACCCAGUUGACCAAGAGGAAAGCGACGAUGACGAUGAUGACGGUAGCGACGAGGAGGAUGAUGACGAAGACGACGACGAAGAUUACGGAGACGAAGGGGAGGAACUUGGGGACGAGGAAGACGAAGAAGAUGAAGAGGAGGACGACGAAGAGCUGGACGAGGAGUCUGAUGAUGAGUCAGUCAAGUCGGCACGACCGCGCCGCAUGUCCGAGCUCCACAUGAAGACCAAAAUCAGGCCCAUCCCCAAGGCCAGCUCUUUUUUCAUCUUCUCGCACGACAACAGAUUUCGCAUCCUGUGCCACAAGAUGAUCAACCACAGUUACUUUGGCAACUUCAUUCUCGUGUGCAUUCUCGUCAGCAGUGGUAUGCUCGCUGCAGAGGACCCACUUCGCUCAACCACACACCGGAACACGAUUCUGAAUUACUUCGACUACUUUUUUACCACUGUAUUUACCAUUGAGAUCACGCUCAAGGUUAUAGCUUACGGGGUGAUUCUGCACAAAGGGUCCUUCUGCCGGAGUUACUUCAACCUCCUCGAUGUCCUCGUCGUCUGCGUGUCGCUCAUCUCGUUCGGCUUCGGAGAUGGGACUAUCUCUGUAGUAAAAAUCCUUCGUGUCUGUCGCGUGCUUCGUCCACUUAGGGCUAUCAACAGGGCUAAAGGUCUAAAGCACGUAGUGCAAUGCGUCAUCGUGGCCGUGAAGACGAUCGGCAACAUCAUGUUGGUGACGUUCCUGCUCAACUUCAUGUUCGCCGUCAUUGGCGUCCAGCUCUUUAAGGGGAAGUUCUUUCGAUGUACCGACCGGUCAAAGGUUACACAAGCUGAAUGCCGGGGAAAGUUCAUCGUGUUCGCCGAAGGCGAUAUAACGCGACCGUCCGAGGAGAGCCGGAUGUGGGAACAGAACAACUUCCAUUUUGACGACGUCCUCAAAGCCAUGCUGACGCUGUUUACAGUUUCCACCUUCGAAGGGUGGCCAGACCUUCUGUACGUGGCCAUCGAUUCGAAUGAGGAGAACCACGGCCCCCUGUACAACUACCGACCCCUCGUGGCAGUUUUCUUCAUCGUAUACAUCAUCAUCAUCGCAUUCUUUAUGGUGAACAUAUUCGUCGGCUUCGUGAUUGUCACCUUUCAGAACGAAGGAGAGCAGGAGUACAAGAACUGCGAGCUCGACAAAAACCAGAGAAACUGUAUCGAGUUCGCCCUGAAAGCGAAACCCGUGCGGCGCUACAUCCCGAAGGCCCGCUUCCAGUACAAGAUGUGGUGGUUCGUCACGUCUCAGUAUUUUGAGUACGCCCUCUUCGUGCUCAUCAUGACCAAUACCCUCACCCUUGCCAUGAAGUUCUACGGACAACCCGAAUCCUACACGUACGCCCUGGAUGUCAUGAACAUGAUUUUCACCGCCGUUUUUGCCCUCGAGUUCGUCCUAAAAAUUGUGGCCUUCAGGUUCAAGAACUACUUCGGCGACGCUUGGAACGUGUUCGACUUCAUCAUUGUGCUGGGCAGCUUCAUCGACAUAUUCUACUCCGAAGUAAACCCCGGAACCAACAUCAUCAGCAUCAACUUCUUCCGACUGUUCCGCGUCAUGCGCCUCGUCAAGCUGCUCAGCAAAGGCGAAGGCAUUCGAACUUUACUCUGGACCUUCAUCAAGUCCUUCCAGGCCCUACCCUACGUCGCCCUUCUCAUUGUGAUGCUCUUCUUCAUCUAUGCAGUUAUUGGUAUGCAGCUUUUUGGUAAAAUUGGUUUGGAGAAUGAAGAUAGCGCCAUCGAUCGCAACAACAAUUUCCAGACAUUUCCCCAAGCUGUCCUGGUUCUCUUCAGGUCAGCGACGGGCGAGUCAUGGCAGGAGAUCAUGCUAUCGUGCCUGAACACGGAGGAUGUUCGUUGCGACAAAGCCUCUGAAGAAGGAGACCAGACCCCUUGUGGGAGUGACGUGGCGCUCAUCUAUUUCAUCUCCUUCUACAUCCUCUGCUCCUUCCUGAUCAUCAACCUUUUUGUUGCGGUCAUUAUGGAUAACUUCGACUACCUCACCCGCGAUUGGUCGAUCCUGGGACCUCACCACUUGGAUGAGUUUGUUCGGCUGUGGUCGGAAUACGACCCUGACGCUAAAGGACGCAUCAAACACCUGGACGUGGUGACGCUACUGCGCAAGAUCCAGCCCCCCCUGGGAUUCGGCAAGCUUUGCCCCCAUCGGGUCGCCUGCAAGAAACUAGUAUCAAUGAACAUGCCGCUCAAUAGCGAUGGCACAGUCAUGUUCAACGCCACUUUGUUUGCUGUAGUUCGUACUUCGCUGAAGAUUAAAACAGACGGGAAUAUUGACACUGCCAAUGAAGAACUGAGAGCCAUCAUAAAGAAGAUCUGGAAGAGAACCAGCCCCAAGCUACUCGACCAAGUGGUGCCGCCCGCAGCGGACGAUGAUGUGACGGUGGGGAAGUUCUACGCGACCUUCCUGAUCCAGGACUACUUCCGGAGGUUCAAGAAGCGCAAAGAGGAGCGAGCAUCGCAAAAGGAGCCCAACGAAAGCACCGUCGCCCUGCAGGCGGGCCUCAGGGAACUCCACGAGAUGGGGCCCGAAAUCCGGCGCGCUGUAUCCGGGAACCUGGACCAGGACUUCGAAGAAGGUCUAGACAACGAACCCAUGCACCGACGCAACCACACCCUGUUCGGCAACAUGUGGUCGUCGAUGCGGGCCGCGAGCCGGCCGCACGGCGGCGGGUCAGGGGCGAGCCACGUCCCGCCACCGCAGGGCUACCAGCACGCUAGGGUCUCACCGACGGCCUCGCUCGACCAUCGGCUUCCGCCACAGCGAGCCUCCAACCACGUGCAGCUGCGCGCCAAGAACGACGGCAUCGUGGCGUCGCCCAGGAGUAUCUCCAGCACGAGCGGCGAAGAGGACGAUGGCGGCAUCGGUCGCGCACCCACCCCGCCCCCCCGCCGAGGCCUCGUGGGCGCGGUGCGUGCAGGCAGCUUUCGGCUGCCUUGCCUGAGCAAACAGGACAGCCAUGAGCGACCUAUCCUGAGCUGCAGCUCGAGCUCGCACGACACGCCUCCGCUGUUCCGCCUGGGCUCGUCGGGCCUGCUGCGCGCGGGUACUGAGCCGUCCUCAUCCUCCUCGCUGCUCCACCCGACCAUGCACAGGAUCGCCGCCUCGCUGCGCCAGGCGCCCCUACCAGCCAUGGCCGUCGCGGGACUGGCGCCCGGAAGCCCGCCCGCCCUACUUCGGGGGUCGAGCCCGCCGCCCCGGGACGCUUCCUACACAGGGCAUCCUAUCACGCAACCAUCCUCGCCCUCGCAGUCUCUCGCAGGCGAAGUUGAAGCCACAAGCUGUCAACCACGACCAAACUUCCGAGAUGUUGAGACUAUGACCGACGCUCCUGAGGACGACGUGCCUGGUCUGCCUAUGUCACAGCAAACCGCACAUCUCACGCCUGGCAUACAAGCACCCAUCUUCCAUACCGACCUGCGCACGAACCGACGUACGCCGACUACUGAAGGUGUUUCCCCAAGUCAAGGCUCGUCGCGGGGCAGCCUGGGCCUGGACCAGAAUCACCUGACGAGCAGUGCGCCGAGGAGACCCGACGACUCGCCCAGCGCCUUCGUGGGAAGCGCCGAGAACCUGGUUGGACGGGUUCUCCACGAGCAAGGCCUGGGCAAGUACUGCGACGCCGACUUCGUGCGGGCCACUCAGCUCGAGCUGGCUGAGGCCUUCAACCUGACCCAGGAAGAAAUGGACCGGGCGGCGCACGAGAUCCUGCAGGCCGAGCGCCGCCGAAGCAUGCCGCAGCUGCACCGCCCGGGACACGGCACCAAUGACUACGCGGCUACAACAAGUCCGACGGAAGAAAACGCUGCGACGCACGUCGAGCUGCCUGUAGUGGCUACAUCGCCGACGGAGAACCGCAGCCCGCAGCGGGCCGACGUUGCCGAGACGUCUCCUACGCAACUCCAGUCGCAAGGGCAGCCGUCCGCGAACGGCAAAACUGGAGGCUUCAGGGAUACGCCGUUAUAGCAGCGACGACCUCUAGAAAGUGUUCAUGCCUUCGAGUUGGCUGUUCGGUGACAACGCGGACACUGCGCGUAAUCGAGGCGCCUGCCAACGCUGACCGCCUUUGCUGACGUCAAAGACUCGUUUCUUGCCAGCAGGGCCUAAGAAGUAUCACUAGGGGAGAACAGAAAGUCUCCUUCUAGUUAAAACAAUCGCGCGCUUGGUCGACAUGCUGCUUUCUAAUGCGACCACUAUAUGGGCAAUGGGUAGAUGCGAGCGGGCUGGCUGUGCAUUUUAAGUGUUCUUUCUUCUUUCAUACGGUGCUUCGCGCUGUCUGGAUCCCAAUCCAGUUUUGACCUUUCCAAUAUGUUUCACGGCCGUCAGCUUCAAAUCCAUGCCAUUAUGUAUUCGUCUGCAGCUCCUGGAAGAGACAGAUCGCCACGCGAUAAGCCCGUGCGAGACUACCUUCGCAUCCGGUUAAACUUACUCAACACGAAUCUUCGCGAAAUAGAACAGCAAUGUGACAUUGUCGGCAUAUACAGCGAGUAAUAGUUUAUCAAACUGUUCAUCGAACGACUCUGUUUUCUCUCUGUCGCUCUACGAACACACAUGGCCGACGAAAAGUAACACUUUCUUUGACGGAGUGGAGAGUUCAAGAGCCCGAGUGAAGCUGUAAAAAAAGAAGAAAAAAAAUGGUCGGUAUACCUGCGCGCGCUUAGCUUUUUUCAUGCCCCUCCGCUACCCCACUAUAGACUAGCUGCAUCGUUCUCACUGUGAGGCCGUGUAAAUAGCUGUACAGUCGUCUGAAGGGUCUUCGCAGAAGUUGAGAUGUCGUCUGAACACUCUAGUGCCUUUUGAUCUCUCUCCUACGCACUCUUUCUUCAUAGAGUGACUGUGGGCCUGUAGGACGUAACUAUGGCUGCAUUUCAAUGAUUGUGUGCCCCUGCAAAGCACUCCAGCCUAAUCACCACACCCUUCAUUGUUUCGCUUUGACAUUCAUCCCGCCUUCACCACUUAUUCUGGGAGCCAUUGAUGUGUGUUGAACUAAAAGAAUGCACUGCUCUGUUUGUAGCCCUCCAUACACGUGAAGAAAUCGUUGCUUGGCGCAACACGUCCAUAGAGCCCACACCGCCAAAGAGGUCCAUUUCACGGUGGAUUCAGCUUGCUUCGUACAGGCUUCAGAGUGGACAGGCACUUGUGAAGGCGGCAGCCGGUGUGAGUGUCUGUGUGUACGUGCGCGUGUGUUAUCUUGUUUCUGUGGCAUCACUGUUUAUUUGCUUCGUUAUUUGUUUGUGCACACUUCGAGACUGGUGGAGUUCUUCGAGAGACAUUGGAUCUUCUUUUUUUUUUCGAUCAUCUUCUGAAAUUGUGCAGCUGUGCCAGCCCCCGGUUUGGGGUGCAAUACGCAUUGUUUACGAAUCUACAGGUGCGCACCUUGUGAAGCUUCUUGCCUUGCUUUCUUGCACACGUGCGCUUUGUGAGCUGUGUCGCCCUUGCUUUUAACUUCAUACUUCGUGAGCGGGGAGAACGAAGUUAAAAAUAGAAUGGGAAAUUUUUACCUGCGCUCCGAAAAAAUAUCUCACUUUUUCAAGUGCAGCUUCGACAAGUGAGAACAGCACAAUAGUACGAUAGUGUUUCAGUGCGGUUUUCUGCAAUGAGCAUGGCGACCAGGUGAAGUCUGGAUGACCUGAAUCAGCUGAACGUUUCUCUAAGUACUCAUGCUCAACACUUUGACGCUGAAUUCAGACUAAGAUAACCAGCUAGCAAUAUCCAGUAAGUUGACGCUUACUUCGGGCUCCAGUUUUCACUAGCAAAAUUGAAUGUGAUAACAACUUUGUCAAUGGCGCAUAUACAAAACCGAGUUAUCUCAGCGCAUUUAACCUGUUUUGAAAUACCGCGAAUACAAUACAGCAGGGUGAUCAGAAUGACUGUGAGUUUGUGAGAGUCACUAUUCAUGAGACAAGUUCUCCUUUUUUUCUCCUGGAUGAAUGGUGAUGUAGCUUUGGUUUGCAUUCUUGCUAUAUUCGUUGAUCCGUACUCUACGUCAAACUAAUAAAAAACGAAAAGAUGUGGCAUUUUUCGAAGUUGUAUACGCGCAUAGAAAUGUUGCUCACAGGAAUAUUUUAGGAAGUGACCGCCAUUUUAAACAGCCUGCAGGCUUGUUCUCUCAACUUGCGUAAUUCCUCCAACAUAUUGUGAGGCCGACGUGGAAGUGCACCCAGCAGCAGAUGUCGCGAGCUUUUGCAUGGCCGCUUCUUCGUAAAAAAAAAAAAAAAAAAACGCCAUGCGCAGUUUUUCUCGCAGGCCUUUCGCGCUUUAGCUUUUUCGCACAUUGGUCCUGCCUGUCCUCACUUUGCAGUGGCAUUGGCCGACGCCUGCUUUAGGGCGCAACAGGAGGUUCCCGAAACGCUACUACAGGCUAACUAGCUGCACGUUGGUGCGUGAAUCUCUUAUAAAUUGCAGCGACAGUUACGCAUAUGCAAAAGCAUGGCGCAGGGGAAACUUAAUAGGUUAUUUGUUUGCAAAGGGAUUAAUUCUUUCUGUUCUAUUGUUUGAUUAUUCGACUCACUCGAAUUUUAGAGAUUUUGAAAUAAUUAUAUAUAUUCGCAAAUGCCGUAUAUAACGUUAAUGCAUAGGCAAGUGCCGAGCAUGAGUACCGCACCACAUUCGGGUUCUUACAUAUUUUCUCCUUUAGCGUCCCAUUAGGUCAGUGACACUUUCAGUUAGUUUAGGCGAAACUCUUGCAGAGCGUGAACAACAAGCAUGUGAGUUGUCGGACCAAGUAUUUUUCAUAGUGGUGUAUUACACUGUACGGGAUAGCGAAGAAGCUUGCAGACAGAAUAAAGUGAAAACAAUCGUGGCAGUGCAGAAUAAUACAAUGGCUGCUUACUUUCUUUUUAUGGUGUCGAUACUUUCGUUUGAAAUCCCCCCCCCCUCACUCUGCUUUUCGUGUAACUUAACUUUGAAGACGUUCAACCUACUAUAACAAUAGAUGAAAACGUUCGUUACGAAUGAAUGCGAACAAAAGCGACAAUAUGUGCAGUUACGAUGUCAUCUCGAAGAGACAAAGCAGCGGAAUGUCUCGUACUUGGCUGAUGAUAAAUACAGGCUUCUAGUUCGUGCUCUUUUUAUACAACGUAAACUGAGUCGAACGGUAAAAAUUAUAUUGCUAUGUAAUGUUAUGAUAGUAUGAAAUUUGUUGGAAAGCAGUUUUGCAGUUCAUUACUGCUUUUUAGAGGACACAAGCAUCACAGCUUCAAUUGGCACGAAUGCUGACUCGGUCAAUCGCAUUUCGUUUGUGCCAACAGCCAUCGCCUGGCGGUAUCUACGUGGGAGUCCGGGAGGCGCGCUUGAGUACGACCGUAAUGAAGCUGAAUAAAAACGUCUAACUCGUAUGCGUUGACUGGAACGCCACACCGACCAUUGUAAAAACAUUUAAAUAACAUUUCUUGUAAUAAUAAAGACAGUCUUUUACGAGGUACUCAUUACAUAUGAUUCGUCUUGCGCUAACGAGACGCAGCUUAUGCGAAAUUGCUUCAGCCUGCGUAACGAGAAACGUUCUAUCUUAUUUCUCAGGUGGAGAGCCCACCUUUCGUAUAAUUAGUAACCCUCGAGCGUUGUACUAGCACAGAUUGCAGUUGUGUAGAAGGCGGUCGUCGAUACAGGCGACGCCUGCGCCGCUUUUCUCCGAGAGUAAAAGUGCUUAUCCCCGUAGUGGUGUCGAAGACGCAGAGCUGUUACCAUGAAGUAACGAGCAGGAAACAGCAAAGCCGCGCCUUGUACAUAGUGGGAGCACGCGCAAAGUGAGCCUUGUGAUGAUUCGUUGUGUCAGACUUCAUUCAGAAAUAAUGAAUAUUUGAGGUCGCUAUGUCUGAACGCUGUAGUUCAUGUAAUUAUUUCCUGCCUGCCAAAAAAAGUUGUGACGCAAGGCGGUGUUAAGUGGCAGCACUCCACCCAGUGGUCUGUCACACUAACACUAGCUGAAAUUCGUUUCUUGUUCACAGUAAUUUUGGCUAAGAUUUGUCUAACGCCAAUAAUGCUCAACGAAAAAACGCAAAAAAUCAUGAAAAGCAGAUGUAGACAAAAAUGUCAUUCAACAACCACUCUUUAUACGUCGAUGAGCUCAAAUAAAAGAUUAUUCUCUCCGCUGUUUGCGUGUCCCUACCUCUGUGGCAUCGCUCUUAUUUGAGCUUUAGCGUUCUUGAUUGAUUGAUUGAAACUUUAUUUUUGUCCUGAGAAGACGCAGGGGAGACCCCACGCCACCCGGCCUAAUCCCACGUUGGGACCGUCAAGCCGAGCUUGACGGCCCGUUCACGGGCACUCUGGACGGCCAGGAUUUGAUCCUUAAGUUCGGGGCUGCGUAAGAGCGGAGCCCACCUGUCUUCGCUGAGGGUGGUGCCGAUGGCUUCACAUUCCCACAACACAUGAUUGAAUGUGGCUAACAGCCCACAAGCGGGGCAAUCCGCACUUGGAUACCGUUCAGGGUAGAUGGCAUGAAGAACCGCAGGGUUAGGAUACGCACUGGCUUGCAAUAGUCUUAGGGUGACUGUCUUCGCCCUGCACAAGGCCGGGUGUGGGAGAGGGAAUACCCUUCUUGACAGAUAGAAGUGCUUUGUUAUUUCGUUGUACGUAAGUAAGGGUUCCCAGCGAGGCAGAGGGACUGUGGAGGCGGCGCGGUCAGUGAGUCCUCACGCGGCCUCGUGUGCAGCCCUCGUUCGGGUUAGAGGUAGCGCUUGCACACCGGAAUGUGUCAACAAAGAAGUCUUCGUAGUUAAAGCCUUUGUUUACGGCUGCUACUAUCAGCGGCGUUUAGGUCUAGUGCAAGUUACUGAGUGCCGAAAAUCCACUAAUCUGGUGGACCACAAUCAGUGCUUUCAAGCAAAGCGUGGGACGCACAAAAGAGUCUUUAAAUAGCACAAAAGAAAUACACACACGAGAAAAAGACAAUCAAAUGCCUUCGACAAGCCUGUUCGUCGUGUCCGAGUUAAUAUUGUGCAACGGGAAAGUGCGCAAGCACUUUCCCGUAGUACAGUAAUAACCAUCUUUUGAGCUAAGCUGAUCAAACUUAUUGCUUCGCCAAGCUUCCCCCAAAUUUCGUUCAUACAACGGACACUUUACAACUGACUGCCGUCUUUGUCGCACUAAACGCAGGCGCUUUCGCAGGAGAUGCACUGCGCCUUGAUUCAAGGCGCCCAGUGCGCUUGACGGGAAUGCAAACUUGAAGACGACAUGAAAAGCCACUGCACGGCACGCUGCCCCCUUUCAGACAUGUCCAAGCCGAGCUAGUCGGCUUGCAAUCUUCAUGACAUUUUUCGCGCACGUACGUCUCGUCAGGCGUGCUGAAGGCGGAAUCGGAGAACAAGCAGAAAAAUAACACGCGAUAUGCGUCCAUGACCAAGGUUACCAGUUGAUUCACAGGAUGUGGCAGCUUAUAUUUAAUACUGACCACUUGAUCAGCUAUAGCUUACGAGAAUCACCAAUGAGGCUGAAGCUACGGCUGCCGCCAUGCUUAGUGACGCUCCUUUAGUGUAGCUAAAAUUACGGACAGUACACGUAACAGGCGUAAAGGUAGGGUACGGAACGUAAAAAAAUGUGGCAUGCGCACUCAUGGUUAGUUCUUAACGUCAAGUUCCCAUGGGAAGCAGCCCAGUGCCGCAUGGCCCCUUGUGCGCGAGCUUGCUCCACACUCCGAGAAAGUGCUGCACCAGUUCUCUUUUCGGCGUUUUCCUCCCAUUGCGUCAGCACCAGCCAAAGAACGUAUAUACCCACGUUUUUCGCACUUUUAAAAGUUAAUGCGCACAGCCUUUUGAACGUAGGCACUGCUCUGCACGCACGCGGUGGGUUUGCGCUUAGGCUAAGUAGCCCCGUUGCCCCUUUUGCCGCAAGGCAUGUUGACGUUUGCGAACAGCGAGCCGUUCGGUGAAGGCCCUCGACUGAUGGUUGUUCUUACGCGGCACGCGUGAGAGGUUUCUUCAGGUUUUUCUCUUGUUACGGUCAGACGCAGCAACUGUCUGUGUUUUCGAAGUGGGCGCCCUUCGUCACAACGAACGAUGGCACGUGACCACUGACAGGGCAAGUGUUUUAUGCGCCUGUCUUGAGUAGUGAUAUAAAUGUUUUCUAACGGUGGUGUAGUAAGCGUUGCCAGUGUUGACGUGCCGUUGCACGUGGUAAUGGAGUAUUGCCUAGUGGGUGCACUUUACGUCCGCAUGCUUCAAAUUCGUGUAUUCUCUUACCAUUUUGGCACUGUGUACGCAUGGCGCAUAACUAUAGGGUGCUUUUAUUAAACGAAUGAACGAAAUAUCCUUGUUACGGAGACAAAUCUGCGCUUUUGUACAAUGUUAUCGCUUAGCAUGCAUUUCCUCCGAAGUGUAUCUUCAUUGCAUUACUGUCUACGACACUUUUACUGUGCAGCGUUUUCUUUAAAAUUUAUUGUGCUUAUCUCAGAAAUUGAAUGCAUAACCACAGAUGAUUCAAUUUUUUUCCUGCUAUUGUUAAUUAUCCUGGUAGCCUGUUUCAUAAUAAAGGAACAAAUCUAGGUAC
Rhipicephalus microplus (southern cattle tick) is the source of this 13029-nucleotide messenger RNA. RefSeq names its product muscle calcium channel subunit alpha-1-like. Gene Ontology annotation, cellular component: membrane; voltage-gated calcium channel complex. Gene Ontology annotation, biological process: calcium ion import across plasma membrane. Gene Ontology annotation, molecular function: high voltage-gated calcium channel activity. The record is from RefSeq and is a predicted model, not a curated record. Lineage: Eukaryota; Metazoa; Arthropoda; Arachnida; Ixodida; Ixodidae.